GCCUUAAUUUUAUAAUUUUAUUUUCAGGGCUCGUUCUGUUUACGAAAGAGCUUUGGCAGUUGAACACAGAAAUGUUACCUUAUGGCUGAAAUAUGCUGAAAUGGAAAUGAAGCAUCGCCAAGUAAAUCAUGCUCGCAAUAUUUUUGACCGUGCGGUCACUAUUCUUCCCCGAGUGAGCCAGUUCUGGUACAAAUACAUCUACAUGGAACAAAUGCUGGACAAAGUUGCAAGUGCCAGGCAAGUGUUUGAGAGAUGGAUGGAGUGGCAGCCAGACGAGCAAGCCUGGCUCACCUACAUCAAGUUUGAGUUGAGGUUCAAAGAAAUUGAACGUGCUCGAGAGAUUUACGAACGUUUUGUAAUUUGUCAUCCUGAUGUGAAGAAUUGGAUAAGGUUUGCCAAAUUUGAAGAGACGAACGGAUUUAUCCUCAGAGCGAGAACUGUUUAUGAACGAUCUGUGGACUUUUAUGGAGAAGAAUUCAUGGAUGAGAAACUCUUUGUUGCUUUUGCUAAAUUUGAAGAAAACCAAAGGGAGCAUGAUCGUGUUAGGGUUAUUUACAAGUAUGCCCUUGAUAACAUACCAAAGGAGAAAGCCCAAGAACUGUUUAAGAACUACACCAUCCAUGAGAAGAAAUAUGGUGACCGGGCUGGCAUUGAAAAUGUCAUUGUCAGUAGAAGGAAAUAUCAAUAUGAGGAGGAAGUGAAAGCCAAUUCUUUAAAUUAUGAUAGCUGGUUUGAUUAUCUGCGCCUGAUGGAGAGUGAAGGAAAUAUUGAAGCAACAAGAGAGCUUUAUGAACGAGCCAUUGCUAAUGUACCCCUGAAAAAGGAGAAGAGAUUCUGGAGACGUUACAUUUAUUUGUGGAUCAACUAUGCCCUUUAUGAGGAAUUGGAAGUGAAUGAAGAAGAAAGCAGAACGAGAGAAGUGUAUCAGGCUUGCCUCAAACUCAUCCCCCACAAAACAUUCACAUUUGCUAAAAUAUGGCUCUUGGCUGCACACUAUGAGAUAAGACAGAAGAAUCUAAUGGCUGCAAGGAAACUUUUGGGUGCAGCUAUUGGUAUGUGUCCAAAAGAUAAACUUUUUCGGGGUUAUAUUGAUUUAGAAAUUCAAUUGAGAGAAUUCGAUAGAUGUCGCAUCCUCUACCAAAAGUUUUUGGAGUUUGAACCUGAGAAUUGCACUACAUGGAUGAAAUUUGCUGAACUGGAGACAAUACUGGGAGAUUAUGAGAGGGCGAGAGCAAUAUUUGAGAUAGCCAUCAAUCAACCAAGGCUAGAUAUGCCAGAGGUCAUCUGGAAAGCAUAUAUUGAUUUCGAGAUAGAGCAAGAGCAGUUCCAACUGGCAAGGCAGCUCUAUGAAAGGCUGUUGGAAAGAACACAACACGUUAAGGUGUGGAUUAGUUUUGCAAGGUUUGAGCUGGGCUGCAAUGAGGGGGAUAUGGCCCUGUCCCAGUGUCGUAAUGUAUACGAAAGAGCCAAUAAAAACUUGAGAACUUCAAAUGAAAAAGAAGAGCGUAUGAUGCUUCUUGAAGCUUGGAAGGACUUUGAGGAGGAAUAUGGAGACGAGAGGUCCAAACAAACUGUAGAAAAGCAAAUGCCGAAAAGAGUCAAGAAGCGAAGAAAAGUUCAAACAGAUGAUGGGUCUGAAAGUUAUGAAGAAUAUUACGACUAUAUAUUUCCAUCUGAUGAAGUUGCUCAGCCUCAUCUUAAACUUCUUGAAAUAGCCAAAAAAUGGAAAAAAACUCAAGCAGCUGAAGACACAUCAGAAGAGAUGAUUCUAUGAUCUAAAGAGACAGAUGAAUGAUUGUGCCUAAUUUUUCAUUGUAAAUAUCACUUGUUGUAUAAAUCAUAUUCAUAUAUAGAAUAAUGUUUUGUUAAUAAAGCAUUUGUUUCUAA
This is a messenger RNA of Parasteatoda tepidariorum (common house spider), 1887 nucleotides long. NCBI's taxonomy places the organism in Eukaryota, Metazoa, Arthropoda, Arachnida, Araneae, Theridiidae. The record is from RefSeq and is a predicted model, not a curated record.